CUGACGCUACGGCACAUUAUUCCAAACGUUUUGGUCGGUUUUUACUACAUUUAACACAUUUAUUUGUAUUUGAAGUUUCAUAAUGAGUGAUAUUGAGCGAAGUGGUAGUCGGAGUGCAAGUCCUAGAAGACCAAGAACUGCAGAUGGAGGUUUAAGAGAUUCGCGUUCACAUUCAAGAUCACGUAAAUCACGAGAACGUAAAGAAUCUCAUCGACCAGUAAAAGAAUAUUCAAGAUCUCGAAGCCGUUCAGUGUCAAGAGGAAGAAAAUCUUAUCGCAGUAGCAAAUAUGCCAGUGCAGGUCAUCGUGGUAGUAGUCGCAGCCGUAGUCGUUCUCCUUAUAGGGGUGGGCGGUAUUCUCGAAGCAGAUCUCGAUCAUACUCACGUUCCCGUUACUCCCGUGAACGUGAUAGGAACAUUUAUCGUUCACAUUCUCGCAGUCCAAUGUCAUCUAGACGGCGACAUGUUGGAAACAGGGAUAAUCCUUGUCCUUCCAGAUGCUUAGGUGUAUUUGGACUUUCUAUUUUUACAACUGAACAACAAAUACAUCACAUUUUUUCCAAAUAUGGACCUGUUGAACGUGUACAAGUUGUAAUUGAUGCAAAGACUGGACGUUCACGAGGUUUUUGUUUUGUAUAUUUUGAAUCAUCUGAAGAUGCUAAAGUAGCAAAAGAACAGUGCACAGGAAUGGAAAUCGAUGGUCGAAGAAUAAGGGUAGAUUUUUCAAUUACACAACGAGCUCAUACACCAACCCCAGGAAUUUACAUGGGAAAACCUACACAUCUCCAUGAUAGAGGAUGGGAUGGACCCAGAAGAAGAGAUAGUUACAGAGGAAGUUAUCGACGUUCGCCUAGCCCGUACUACAAUCGCCGUCGUUCACGCUACGACAGAUCUCGAUCACGCUCUUAUUCCCCACGUAAGUUUACUUUUUGUUGUCAUACUGGACGUUCACGAGGUUUUUGUUUUGUAUAUUUUGAAUCAUCUGAAGAUGCUAAAGUAGCAAAAGAACAGUGCACAGGAAUGGAAAUCGAUGGUCGAAGAAUAAGGGUAGAUUUUUCAAUUACACAACGAGCUCAUACACCAACCCCAGGAAUUUACAUGGGAAAACCUACACAUCUCCAUGAUAGAGGAUGGGAUGGACCCAGAAGAAGAGAUAGUUACAGAGGAAGUUAUCGACGUUCGCCUAGCCCGUACUACAAUCGCCGUCGUUCACGCUACGACAGAUCUCGAUCACGCUCUUAUUCCCCACGUUUUGAAUCAAGAGGUAUUGGAUGAUAGAGGGAAGUUUGAAGUUUCACUCUGAAAAAAUGAAAGUUUUGAAAAGUUGAAGACAAGAUAUCUGAAGAUGUUUGUCUUGCUCGAAUUUCGAAGAUCCGAAGGUUUUUCGCGCUUGUGACAAAGAAUAUGAUCCGAAUCGCAUUCCUUACCGGCUGAGAAGUCUCAAGCCUAGAAGAACUGCAAGCACUCUGUAGAAAGCAAGCCUCAAGACAGUAAGAAAUCGUUGAUCAUCAGGCCCCCGACCUGGACAAGCCAUUGGUUGGGGGUGAAACUGGUCGAACGUUUCAGAAAAUGUUCAAGAAGCAUCGAAAUCUUUUAUGAGUAGGGAUAAGAGCGUAAGCUGCUUCAAGGUUUAUACCGAUCAUAUUCUUUAUCAGUUGAUUUGGUUAAAUGAUAUAUCCGUAAUUAGGUGUUAAAAAUAAAUAAACAUAUAUACCUUCGCCCUUAUUCCCUCCACCAUCCUAAAACCUCCUAUUUAUCCUUAAGGGUGACAUCCUAUUGUUUUCAUUUUGUAUAGGAAUAA
Messenger RNA from Eufriesea mexicana, 1799 nucleotides. It is a transcript of the gene tra2, whose product is annotated as transformer 2. The record is from RefSeq and is a predicted model, not a curated record. The transcript is spliced from 7 exons. Bases 83 to 1273 code for a protein of 396 amino acids. Lineage: Eukaryota; Metazoa; Arthropoda; Insecta; Hymenoptera; Apidae. Gene Ontology annotation, molecular function: RNA binding.